Messenger RNA from Closterium sp. Naga37s-1, 1758 nucleotides. The record is from the annotation of a GenBank genome assembly. NCBI's taxonomy places the organism in Eukaryota, Viridiplantae, Streptophyta, Zygnematophyceae, Desmidiales, Closteriaceae.
AUGCCCGUCGCCCUCCCUAGCGCGCGUCGCACUCCCUUCCGACGUUGCCCUCCCUUCCGCCCGUCGCACUCCCUAGCGCUCGUCGCAUCCCCUUCCGCCCGUCGCCCUCCCUUCCGCCCGUCGCCCUCCCUUCCGCCCGUCACCCUCCCUUCGUCUCGUCGCCCUCCCUUCCUCUCAUUGUCCUCCCGACCGCCCGCCGCCCUACCUUCCCCUCGUCGCGCUCCCUUCCGCCCGUUGCCCCCCUUUGUCUCGUCGCGCUCCCUGCUGCUCGCCGCCCUCCCUCCCGCUCGUCCCCUCUCAAUCCCCGUAUCUCUCUCCCCUCGUCGCCCUGGCAUCCCCGUUACUGUCGCCAUCCCUCCCUUCUCCCUUCCCAACUCCCACACUUGUCACGCCCCCUUUCCAACCCGCACACACCCUUCCUUUCCCUUUCCCUGCUUUCCCAUGUUCCUUUCCCUGCUUCCCCCCAUCCCCUUCCCUGCUUCCCCCCAUCCCCUUCCCUGCUACCCCCCAUCCCCUUCCCUACUUCCCCAUGUCCCUUUCCCUGCUUCCCCCCAUCCCCUACCCUUUUUCUCCCCAUCCCUUUCCCUGCUUCCCCCCAUCCCCUUCCCUGCUCCCCACCAUCCUCUUCCCUGCUCCCCACCAUCCCCUUCCCUGCUUCCCCCCAUCCCCUUCCCUGCUUCCCCCCAUCCCCUACCCUUUUUCUCCCCAUCCCUUUCCCUGCUUCCCCCCAUCCCCUUCCCUGCUCCCCACCAUCCCCUUCCCUGCUCCCCACCAUCCCCUUCCCUGCUUCCCCCCAUCCCCUUCCCUGCUUCCCCCCAUCCCCUUCCCUACUUCCCCAUGUCCCCUUCCCUGCUUCCCCCCAUCCCCUUCCCUGCUUCCCCCCAUCCCCUUCCCUACUUCCCCAUGUCCCUUUCCCUGCUUCCCCCCAUCCCCUUCCCUGCUUCCCCCCAUCCCCUUCCCUGCUUCCCCCCAUCCCCUUUCCCUACUUCCCCAUGUCCCCUUCCCUGCUUCCCCCCAUCCCUUUCCCUGCUUCCCCCCAUCCCCUUCCCUGAUUCCCCCCAUCCCAUUCCCUGCUUCCCCCCAUCCCCUUCCCUGCUUCCCCCCAUCCCAUUCCCUGCUUCCCCCCAUCCCCUUCCCCUGCUUCCCCCCAUCCCCUUCCCUGCUUCCCCCCAUCCCCUUCCCUGCUUCCCCCCAUCCCCUUCCCUGCUUCCCCCCAUCCCCUUCCCUGCUUCCCCCCAUCCCCUUCCCUGCUUCCCCCCAUCCCAUUCCCUGCUUCCCCCCGUCCCCUUCCCUGCUUUCCCAUGUCCCCUUCCCUGCUUCCCCCCAUCCCCUUCCCUGCUUUCCCCCAUCCCAUUCCCUGCUUCCCCCCGUCCCCUUCCCUGCUUUCCCAUGUUCCCUUCCCUGCUUCCCCCCAUCCCCUUCCCUACUUCCCCCCAUCCCCUUCCCUGCUUCCCACCAUCCCCUUCCCUGCUUCCCCCCAUCCCCUUCCCUACUUCCCCAUGUCCCCUUCCCUUCUCAAGCCUUCCCUUCCCGAUCAACUCCUUUUCAUGCCCUCCCCUUCCCCCUCACUCCUCACCUUCUGCCCUCUACUUCCCAUGCAUGUGCACCCAUCUCUAUUUCCCCAUUCAUGCUUUCAUCAUGUGCGCUUGCUUGUAUUCCCCUGCCAUUGUUCCGUUGCACCUCACACCACCUCCCCCAUGUUUCUUCACGCAAUUCUUUCUUUCUUUCUCCCCUCUCUCAGUGAUGCAUGGACACUAA